AUGGGGAAGUCGCUGUCCACCGCCCUGCUGGGCUGUCUUCAAGCGGUGUGCCCGCAAGUGCAUUCAGCCUUUCGACAGAGCGGCGAGGCGGAUCUAAGCGCUGACCAAGUGAGAACGACUGAGAAAGCGCUUCGAAUGCUGGAUGCUCCGCUCCAGGAGCGCCCAGUCUGGGGCGCAGGGGCGUCGCGGGGCCUGUUCCUGGUCUUCGAAGGCCUCGACCGAAGUGGCAAGUCCACCCAGAGCCGGAAGAUCGCGUCCCACCUUGAGAAGGCUGGCCCGGUGAAGUGGAUGUGCUUCCCGAACCGUAAGACGCCCAUCGGCAACGCCAUCGACCUCUACCUUCGCAGGCAGCUGGAGCUCCCGGACGAGGCCGUGCACCGCCUCUUCAGCGCCAACCGCUGGGAAAUGGCCCAGGGCAUCGUCGAGGACCUUCGUGCCGGCACCACGAUCGUGUGCGACCGCUACGCCUUCUCGGGCGUGGCGUACUCCGCGGCCAAAGGACUGGACUUCGCGUGGUGCCAGGCUCCUGAUCGCGGGCUGCCGUGCCCGGAUGGCAUCUUCUUCCUGCAUAUCGAUGAGAAGGUGGGUGCGGCGCGGUCGAACUUCGGUGACGAGCGCUACGAGAACGCAGCGAUGCAGGCCAGCGUCCGUGCGCAAUUCAAGGACCAGCGAUUGCGCGGCAGCGUCAACUGGCGAGAUGUCGACGGAGCACGGGAUGCGGAGGUGAUCCACGCCGAGAUCCGAGAUGCCGUGGACGGCAUGCUGGAGGAGCGGCGCCUGCAUGCCGUGGAGCAGCUGUGGAUGUAG
Messenger RNA from Symbiodinium natans, 807 nucleotides. NCBI's taxonomy places the organism in Eukaryota, Dinophyceae, Suessiales, Symbiodiniaceae. The record is from the annotation of a GenBank genome assembly.